UGGCGGGGUGUGGCGGUGUCCAAGGGCGGGGAAUCGCGUAAUGGCGGACGCGGGCCGGACUAUCACGGCUGGGGGCGUAGCGCGUUGAGGGGGUCCGGCUGUGUAGCCGCCUUGAGAGUCGGUCGGCGGGAGCAGGCCAGCUUCAGGGACUGGGCGGGAGGCCGGCUCUUCCUGUCUCAGGGCGACAGAUCGAGGCCAGGUUGUUUUUCAUCAUUCAGAACAUUGCCUGAAGCAGGUCCGCCAUGCCGUUAGUAACUAGGAACAUCGAGCCAAGGCACCUGUGCCGUCAGAAGUUGCCUCGCGUUAGAAAUGAGCUGGAAUGCGUGACCAACAUCGACCUGGCAAAUGUCAUCCGACAGCUGGGCAGCCUGAGUAAAAAUGCAGAGGACAUUUUUGGAGAGCUCUUUACUCAGGCAAAAACCUUUGCCUCUCGGGUAAGCUCACUUGCUGAGAGGGUCGACCGACUACAAGUUAAAGUCACUCAGCUGGAUCCUAAGGAAGAAGAAGUGUCACUCCAAGGAAUCAACACCCGAAAGGCCUUCAGAAGCUCUACCAUUCAAGACCAGAAGCUUUUUGACAGAGACUCUCUCCCAGUGCCUAUCUUAGAAACCUACAGUACCUGUGAUACUCCUCCUCCUCUUAAUAAUCUUACCCCUUACAGGGAUGAUGGAAAAGAGGCACUCAAAUUCUAUACCAACCCUUCAUACUUCUUUGAUCUUUGGAAGGAGAAGAUGCUGCAGGACACCAAGGAUAUCAUGAAAGAGAAGAGAAAGCACAGGAAAGAAAAGAAAGAUAAUCCAAAUCGAGGAAAUGUAAACCCACGUAAAAUCAAGACACGUAAAGAAGAAUGGGAGAAAAUGAAGAUGGGACAAGAAUUUGUGGAGUCCAAAGAAAAGCUGGGACUUUCUGGGUAUUCUCCUGCCUUGGUGUACCAGAACGGCAGCAUCGGUUCUGUUGAAAAUGUGGAUGCAGGCAGCUAUCCACCACCACCGCAGGCAGACAUCGCCUCAUCACCUUCUCCUUCCUUCUCUGAGGACAACUUGCCUCCCCCCCCAGCAGAAUUCAGCUAUCCGGCAGACAACCAAAGAGGAUCUGUUCUGGCUGCACCCAAAAGAUCCAGUGUGGUCAGCCCAAGCCAUCCACCCCCAGCUCCUCCUCUGGGCUCUCCACCAGGUCCCAAACCUGGAUUUGCUUCACCACCAGCCCCGCCACCUCCACCUCCCCUGGGGAUCCCGCCUCCACCACCAGCUAUGGGAUUUGGGUCUCCAGAAACCCCUCUGCCACCUUCACCCGCAUCUUUUCCACCUCACCCUGAUUUUGCUGCCCCUCCACCCCCUCCACCACCACCAGCAGCUGACUACCCAACUCUCCCACCACCUCCCAUGUCCCAACCAGCUGGGGGUGUGCCUCCCCCACCGCCUCCCCCACCCCCUCCAGGGCCCCCACCACUGCCCUUCAGUGGUGGGGAUGGCCAGCCUGCCGUACCACCACCACCAAUUUCUGAUGCCACCAAGCCCAAGUCGUCCUUGCCUGCCGUGAGUGAUGCCCGUAGCGACCUGCUUUCCGCCAUCCGUCAAGGCUUUCAGCUGCGCAGGGUUGAGGAGCAGCGGGAGCAAGAGAAGCACGAUGUCGUGGGUAACGACGUGGCCACCAUCCUGUCACGUCGCAUUGCUGUUGAGUACAGCGACUCAGAAGAUGACUCCUCUGAGUUUGAUGAAGACGACUGGUCCGAUUAACUCUGCCUGCGGCCCACCUCUUUCUACUUUCCUUCCUGCCUGCCUUCUUUGAUACCUAUCCCAGUAGUCCCACGGGGAGGAAGAGGGAGGAAAGAAGAAUUUCCAGGGGCCAAAGCCUUUCCUGAAGCAGCCAAAGACAUAUCCAAGUGCUUCCUCCAAAUGAACAUGUUGUUUCCUCUCCCCACUGUCAGGCCCAUGGGGUUCCGUAGCUGAGCUGUUCCCUCUUCCUUUCAAGGACUGUUCCAUAGUGAAAGGAAGGAAAAACCCCAAAGCAGAGCCCUUUGAUAGAGAUUUAGUUGGAAAUGGUGCCUUCCCUGGGAGCCAUUUUCAUUUGUGGCCUUUUCCCAAAAUCCUUGACCUCUGCAAUUUCAAAUCAUGACCCUCCUUUUCUGGUCCUUCGAGGACACAGCCAGGCUUGGGAGGGCAGCAGGCUCAGUGCCCCCAAGCCAAACUGCCGCGCCCCUCUGCCCCACCCUCCGCCUAAUCAACUGGGUGGGGCUGCCUUUUGCUCUGCAGUCUCUCAUGCCCUUUACUCCCGGAGGCAUCGGGCUCUUAAAGAAUGUCUCACCCUCUCUGCCCAGAAGUGAUGUCUUCUAAAGGCUGAGGCUGUUGUCUCCUUCCCUGGCUCCCUUUUACUGAGCAUGGUGUUCAGGGGUCCUUCAGAUGCCCCUCGCUCCCACCCUCCUAGGUGCCUGUAGGCCACACAGCCCAGUUUUAACCUCUGGUAUCCAUGACCAAACUAGCCCUGGCACAUGGACCUGGGCCUCUGCCAGCUGUCAGGAGCAAAGCUUAGAGACUUGGAAGUACAAGACUGAGAGGAUGGUGGAACUCCUUGGGCCCCACCUUUUUAAAGAUGCCGAGGCCUAGAGAUAGGAAGUGACUUGCACAAGGUCACACAGUUGGAUAGUGACAGAGCACGAGCCCUGACUUGCUGAUUCCAAGUCACCUGUGUUUUCUGGGACCAAAUAAUGAGCGCCUACUGGAGUCUGGGCAGAGCAGCCUUGGCUCUGUGCUCCUCCAGACUUCCCCAUAGGCGGGGGUCCCAGUUGGAGGGCUUCAGCCUGUGCCAGCUCUGCCAGUGCUGCUCAGACCUUUAUCGCCUCUCGUAACCCUUUGUUGCCUUCUUCCUAUCACCAGCCAGCCAUGUGGCCUAGGAGCUGAGCUUCUAGGAGACCAGAAGUAGGAAGAAGAGGGGCCAGGCAGUUUUGACAGAUGCUGUUUUCCGUGCCGCCACAGCUCCACCCUCUUUAUUUCCCCAAUUUAAGCAUAGGUUCUGCCAGCUGUAGAAACUUCAGUCCCUCAGGCUGGCAGCUGCCGCAGGUACCUGCCUGGGGGGACCUGGCAGCGUGAAGAGAGCUGAAAGGCUGAGCGACUCAGGGUCCCCUUCUUGUCUCCCCCAUCACUGCACAUGGUGAUGUUAGUCCUCCCUCGACUUUUCCCAGAGCUAAUACACAGGUGCUAUUAUUCAGGAAAAAACUGGUCAGCUCUGGCCAACAGCAAGGUUCCUUCUCUUCUGCCCUAACUAUUGUGUAGCCUCUUACGCUGAAAUCUGCUUCUCCUGACUUCUCCGGCUUUCAGAGCCUGAAACAAAGAGAAACAAGACCUGUCUACCCAGCACAGCAAAUGGUUGUAGUAAUUGCCAAAGCCCUUGUAAACCCCUCUGGCUUGAGGAGGGUAACUGUGGGCACUGCUGCCUGCCCUUGUGAAUACCUCCCUCUGCCUCCUUCCUUGAACUCGGACAUGCGGACUGAGCCUGCAAGUGCCAGCAGGUCCUCCUGCUGUGGCCGCUCUAGAGUGUGCCCUCCUCCCACCCCCUAGGUUGCCACAGGGCUUGGCACCCAGCUUCAUGCUGAGCACGCCAGGGUCUCCCACCUGCACUUCCGAAGCUGAAGCUGCCUUCCUCAGAACCCUGAAAUGGCUGUUGAAGGUGCCGCAGCUGUGGCUCAGCAGAGGCUGCAGAGGCAGGUGGAGGGCACCCGUUCUCCAAAAUAGGAGUCCUGGGGCCUGGCCAGGCCAGGGUUUGGGCCUAAUGGGUUUGGCUAAAUUACCUCCAUCCUCCUUUUUUCCGGAAAAUGGGGAGCCAGAGCCACUCACUAACAUUUCGCUCUGACCUUGAAAGAGGCAGUGUUGGCCUGGCUUCUGCAAUGGACAGAGUCCACCCUGGAAAGGGCUGGGGGCAGGAGGAGGUGGGGAGGGGCUGUGCCUGCGGAAGGUAGGAUUAGAUCAUUAGCUCAGUGACCUCCUAGGGUUUCGAUGUGCUGUGUUCUCAUCCUACAGCUGGUUUGGUAAUGAUCUGCAAGUCCCGGAGAGCAACAGCACAGCUCUGCCUAACGCUCUCAUUAAAAUCCAUGCAGCCAAGCUCGGCGCUUUGUAGCAGCCGGCCUUGCGAAGCCGCCUCAGCUCAGGGGGCUGGGGACCCAGUCAGCUGAGAGGCCCUCUGGGCUCUACUAUGCAUAUGUGCACCAAAAAAAAAAAAAAAUUUCUUUAAGCCGAGAGCCCUUUAAGAUGAUAAGAACCCAAUGCAGGUAGGCAUGUGUUUUGGAAUCCUAUAGUUGUAGAAUGCGAAGUUCAGUGAUUAUUUUAAACUGGGCUGAGGCUGGAAGGAGAAUGGAACAAUGGCCCAUAAGGGCUCUUAAGCACUGAAGCCGAAGAGCCACCUCCCUUCCUGGCCUGCUCAGCCCAGGGGACCUGCCCCCACAGUACUGUGGCCCAGGGACCCAGUUUCCAAUCGGCAGUGUCAGAAGUGACUUGUGGCUUUGCCUCGGUCGUGAGAUGAUUUCAUUCCAGAGGAGUGGGUUGGAGGGGGGGCGUCCCUUGGAGGCUCAGAGCAGCUGGCCCAAGCUCCAGCUCGCUUCUAGUGGAAGCUCGAGCGCCCUCCGAAACGACCCUGGCCAAUGUCACCGCAGAGCUGAGGCGGUGUUGUCAGGGCUAAUGUGAAAUCUCUUCCCGUGGCACCGAUCCUCCGGCUCUGCAGCGCCAGCUUGGACAGAUUGAGGUCUCUGUGGCUUUGGUGACCCUGCUUAAGCAUUCCCACCGUGUCCCUGCUCUGCUCUAGGACUGCCCCCUGCUGCGGCCCCUCGCCUGACCUCGGGGCCUAGGGAGGGAGGCGGGUACGCCAGGGCAAGGCGCUUCUGCUCAGGAGAGAUGUCAGCCUUCCUGGGGGCAUCAGGCUUUGAGCUCUGCUGGGGUCCGGCUGACCUGGGACCAGAUGUUGCACAGAAAAGUGCCUCACUCUGCCUCCUGCCAUGUUCGCUGUAACAGUGCCUCAGUGAGGGCCGGGGAACAAUUUUGUUACUGUAUUAACUUUAUUCAGUUAAUUCACUUGAGAAACUAACCAAUUUUUACUUUCUGUCUAGAAUGAUGUAUGCAUAGGAGAGUAAGUCGUAAUGCUCCCAAAGUGCCUUGUUUUCUCUGAUAUAAAUAUAUUUAUAAGGACAUAUUCCAGUGGGUUUUUGGGUGUGUGUGUGCCACAUCAGGGUUUUAGGGAGUGAGCAAAUCUGCAGUGGGGAUAUCCCCUGAAAACAGGUCCUCUCCCCAAGGUUGGGACAGGAACUCUUCAGUUAAGAGAUCUGAUCAAUGGGGUUAAGCCAAACCCCUGAAGUGACCUUUUCCUCAUCCGCCCUAUUCAGACCCUCAGGAAGACAUCCAGUUUCCUAAAGCCCUGCAGCACCAAACCCGGUCUCAUUUGCUUGCCUGCUGGUCCUAUGUGUACCACUUUCGUACCCCAGUGACCCAAAGUUCCGUGUAACUGUUCUACAUAUGCACAUGAACACUGAAAUGCCAACAUUUUCAGUAAUUUGAUAAAACCUCUGUAGCCACUCA
Chinchilla lanigera (long-tailed chinchilla) is the source of this 5558-nucleotide messenger RNA. It is a transcript of the gene Wasf2, whose product is annotated as WAS protein family, member 2. The transcript has 9 exons. Gene Ontology annotation, cellular component: cytoskeleton. Gene Ontology annotation, molecular function: actin binding; protein kinase A regulatory subunit binding; Arp2/3 complex binding. The record is from RefSeq and is a predicted model, not a curated record. Bases 243 to 1736 code for a protein of 497 amino acids. Gene Ontology annotation, biological process: positive regulation of Arp2/3 complex-mediated actin nucleation; actin cytoskeleton organization. Lineage: Eukaryota; Metazoa; Chordata; Mammalia; Rodentia; Chinchillidae.